Messenger RNA from Hypoxylon trugodes, 1334 nucleotides. Its product is annotated as ribonuclease III. Gene Ontology annotation, molecular function: double-stranded RNA binding; ribonuclease III activity. The transcript is spliced from 2 exons. Gene Ontology annotation, cellular component: nucleus. The record is from RefSeq and is a predicted model, not a curated record. Lineage: Eukaryota; Fungi; Ascomycota; Sordariomycetes; Xylariales; Hypoxylaceae. Bases 62 to 1306 code for a protein of 414 amino acids. Gene Ontology annotation, biological process: primary miRNA processing; regulation of gene expression; rRNA processing.
AUUUCACAUAUCCAGUUGCCUCAAGUCUUCCUUUGACUACACAUUCCUUAUAUUUCUUGCAAUGUCGAAGCGUUCAUACGCGGAGUUUAUCUCCAAGGAUGCAACAUCAAUUUCGCAAAUCUUGAAACAUGCAGAAGAUCUUUUAAGAUCUGCACAGGCUCUGAAAGAUGAGCUCGACGCCUAUCGCGACACCCCCGAGCCAAACAACCAAAUAAUAUCAGUCCUAAAGCGCCACAACGAAAAAAUAUUACUGACUGCCCAGCUACUUACUCAGGAUGAAGCAAAUACUCUCGACAGACAUGAGCCUGAAUCUCGCAAGAUUCAGAAGCUUGAAGGUGACAGCAAAAAAUCUGUGAAUAUGCCUACAACCUUGUCUAUACCCCCUCCAGUGGCUUUAACUCGAUGGACAAUUGAAGAUAUACCAAGUUCGGGUUUACCGCCCCUACCUCCUGUCCAGGAUCCAGUCCUUGAGCAGGCGGCACUUACGCAUUCCGGGAUGACGGCAAAGCCGACAGAAAUGAGUUACGAGAAGCUCGAGUGGAUUGGGGAUGCGUAUUUAUACCUUAUGUCUACGUCUUUCAUAUCCCAAACCUUUCCCAAUCUGAGCGUUGGACGAUGCUCCCAGUUACGUGAGAGGCUUAUCAAGAACGAAACACUCUCUAGCUAUACCCUACAAUAUGGAAUCAAUAAGCGCACGCGAUUUCCUGCCGAGUUUGACCUUCACGGUAGAGUUGGGGGAAGCCAAGCAUCUCAGAACGCCAAGAGAAAGGUUCUAGGUGAUAUUUUCGAAUCGUACGUCGCAGCCGCAAUCUUAGGCAACGCAGAAGGCCUGUCGAUAGUUUCGCGUUGGAUGAAAUCUCUUUGGAGCACGACACUGGCACAGGAGAUCAAGGCAGAAUCUAGAGCCCAACCAGCCCUUCCGAGCUCUUAUCCGACAAGCCAGGUUAACGAAGACAACCAGAAGGCCCCCCAACAAGACUUAAAUCCCAAGGUUGUCUUAAGCCAGGUUAUCGGUGCAAAAGGCGUCAAGAUUUCAUACAAUGACAUAGGCGAGCCGAAGAAGGACAAGCACUCGGGAAAACUACCGUGGUACACCGUCGGUGUGUUCUUUGAUGGGUUCGGUGAGAAAAAUCUCCAAUUGGGUCGUGGAAGCGCAUUCUCCAAGAAAGAAGCUGGGGCCAACGCGGCACGUUCAGCUCUAGAGAAUAAGGACCUAAUGAAACGAUUGCGAAAAAAGAAGGAAGAUUCUUUGAAUUCGGCAAAAAGCGCAGAAUCGGCUCAGCUAGACUACGACAAUUGGUCUUAAUCCUGCAACAUUUCCGAUCGAAAGGAUG